GGCAGGAUACACAGCGCCGGGCAGCAGCCAGGCCACCCCCAUCCCACAGCCAUGACAUCCUACCGGCAAGAGCUGGAGAAAUACCGGGACAUCGACGAGGACAAGAUCCUCCAGGAGCUGUCGGCCGAAGAACUGGAGCAGCUGGACACAGAGCUGCUGGAGAUGGACCCUGAGAACGUGCUGCUGCCGGCGGGGCUGCGGCAACGGGAUCAGACACAGAAGAGCCCGACGGGACCGUUGGACCGCGAGGCGCUGCUACAACACUUGGAGAAACAGGCAUUGGAGGCAAAGGAACGUGAGGACCUGGUGCCAUUCACUGGAGAGAAGAAAGGGAAACCCUUUGUGCCCAAAAACCCAACGCGGGAGAUCCCCCGUGAGGAGCAGAUCACGCUGGAGCCGGAGCUGGAGGAGGCUUUGGCCAACGCCACUGAGGCUGAGAUGUGUGACAUUGCAGCCAUCCUGGGGAUGUACACACUGAUGAGCAACAAGCAGUACUACGACGCCAUCUGCAGUGGGACCAUCAGCAACACGGAGGGCAUCAACAGUGUGGUGAAGCCAGAUAAAUACAAACCAGUGCCAGAUGAGCCCCCAAACCCCACCAAUGUGGAGGAGACGCUGCGGCAGAUCCAGGCCAACGACAGCGCGUUGGAGGAUGUCAACCUCAACAACAUCAAGGACAUUCCCAUCUCCACGCUGAAGGCCAUCUGCGAGGCCAUGAAAACCAACACCCAUGUCAAGAAGCUCAGCCUGGUGGCGACCCGCAGCAACGACCCUGUGGCCAAUGCUGUGGCUGAGAUGCUGGCAGAGAACAAAACACUGCAGAGCCUCAACAUUGAGUCCAACUUCAUCACCAGCACCGGCAUGAUGAGUGUCAUCAAGGCCAUGUACCAGAACAGCACCCUAAGCGAGCUCAAGGUGGACAACCAGUGCCAACGCCUGGGGGACACGGUGGAGAUGGAGAUGGCGACAAUGCUGGAGAAGUGCCCCUCCGUCGUGCGCUUCGGGUACCACUUCACACAGCAAGGCCCCCGUGCCCGAGCUGCCAUCGCCAUCACCCGCAACAAUGAGCUCCGUCGCAAGCAGAAGAAAACCUGAACAUCCCCCAUCACGGCCCCACUGGAGCCCAGAGCUCGGCUCAGCCAUGGGUUCUGCUCUGGGCUCCCUGGGGCUGGAUCCACUGUAAAUAAAGAGGACGGAGACACGGA
Messenger RNA from Coturnix japonica (Japanese quail), 1205 nucleotides. It is a transcript of the gene TMOD4, whose product is annotated as tropomodulin 4. Gene Ontology annotation, biological process: myofibril assembly; pointed-end actin filament capping; actin filament organization. The record is from RefSeq and is a predicted model, not a curated record. Lineage: Eukaryota; Metazoa; Chordata; Aves; Galliformes; Phasianidae. Gene Ontology annotation, molecular function: tropomyosin binding. Gene Ontology annotation, cellular component: striated muscle thin filament; myofibril; cytoskeleton.